GAGAUAGUGGGUACCCCUCUUAAAAAAUGGAGGAUGGAAAGCCUGUUUGGGCGCCUCACCCUACGGAUGGAUUCCAGAUGGGCAAUAUUGUGGAUAUUGGCCCCGACAAUUUGACAAUUGAACCCUUAAACCAAAAAGGCAAGACAUUUUUGGCUCUCAUAAACCAAGUGUUCCCUGCAGAAGAGGACAGCAAAAAGGAUGUGGAGGAUAACUGUUCAUUAAUGUAUUUAAAUGAAGCUACACUCCUACAUAAUGUCAAAGUUCGAUAUAGUAAAGACAGAAUUUAUACAUAUGUCGCCAACAUUCUGAUUGCAGUGAACCCAUACUUUGACAUACCUAAAAUAUAUUCAUCAGAAACAAUAAAGUCAUAUCAAGGAAAAUCUCUUGGGACAAUGCCGCCUCAUGUCUUUGCAAUUGCUGAUAAGGCUUUUCGUGACAUGAAGGUGCUGAAGAUGAGUCAGUCCAUCAUUGUAUCUGGAGAAUCAGGAGCUGGAAAAACAGAAAAUACAAAAUUUGUGCUCAGAUACCUGACUGAAUCGUAUGGGACAGGUCAAGAUAUUGAUGAUAGAAUUGUUGAAGCUAAUCCACUCUUAGAAGCCUUUGGAAAUGCAAAGACAGUUCGCAACAAUAAUAGCAGUAGAUUUGGAAAAUUUGUAGAAAUACAUUUCAAUGAAAAGAGUUCAGUUGUUGGAGGAUUUGUUUCACAUUAUCUGCUUGAGAAAUCUAGGAUCUGUGUUCAAGGCAAAGAGGAAAGGAAUUAUCAUAUCUUUUAUAGAUUGUGUGCUGGGGCCUCUGAAGAUAUUAGGGGAAAACUUCAUUUGAGCUCUCCAGAUAAUUUUCGGUAUUUGAACCGAGGCUGCACCAGGUAUUUUGCUACCAAAGAAACUGACAAACACAUUUUACAGAACCGCAAAAGUCCUGAGUAUCUUAAGGCAGGUUCCUUGAAAGAUCCUCUGUUAGAUGACCAUGGGGAUUUUAUCAGAAUGUGCACAGCCAUGAAGAAGAUUGGUUUGGAUGACGAAGAAAAGCUCGAUCUGUUUCGAGUAGUGGCUGGUGUCCUGCACCUUGGAAAUAUUGAUUUUGAGGAAGCUGGCAGCACUUCAGGUGGUUGCAAUCUGAAGAAUAAAUCCAGUCAGUCAUUGGAAUAUUGUGCUGAGUUACUGGGUUUGGAUCAAGAUGAUCUUCGUGUGAGUUUAACCACAAGAGUUAUGCUUACAACAGCAGGGGGCACCAAAGGAACGGUUAUCAAGGUACCCUUGAAAGUGGAGCAAGCCAACAAUGCCCGCGAUGCCUUGGCAAAAACCGUCUAUAGCCAUCUCUUUGAUCAUGUGGUUAACAGAGUAAAUCAGUGUUUUCCUUUUGAAACAUCAUCCUAUUUCAUUGGAGUUCUAGAUAUUGCUGGUUUUGAGUACUUUGAACAUAACAGUUUUGAACAAUUCUGCAUCAACUACUGCAAUGAAAAACUUCAGCAAUUUUUUAAUGAAAGGAUCCUGAAGGAGGAACAAGAACUGUAUCAAAAAGAAGGUUUAGGAGUCAAUGAAGUACAUUAUGUCGAUAAUCAGGACUGUAUAGAUUUAAUUGAAGCAAAAUUAGUGGGAAUUCUGGACAUCCUGGACGAAGAAAAUCGCCUUCCCCAGCCAAGUGACCAACACUUUACAUCUGCAGUUCACCAGAAGCAUAGGGAUCAUUUCCGACUCACUAUUCCCAGGAAGUCUAAACUGGCGGUUCAUAGAAAUAUCAGAGAUGAUGAAGGCUUCAUUAUUAGGCAUUUUGCUGGAGCAGUGUGCUAUGAAACAACCCAGUUUGUGGAGAAAAACAAUGAUGCUCUCCACAUGUCUCUUGAAUCCCUAAUAUGUGAAUCCAGAGAUAAAUUUAUACGGGAAUUGUUUGAAUCAUCCACGAAUAACAACAAAGAUACAAAGCAAAAAGCAGGAAAACUGAGUUUCAUCAGUGUGGGAAAUAAGUUCAAGACUCAGUUAAAUUUGCUUCUGGAUAAACUUCGAAGUACUGGAGCAAGCUUUAUUCGUUGCAUCAAACCUAAUUUAAAAAUGACAAGUCACCACUUCGAAGGUGCUCAAAUUUUGUCUCAACUUCAAUGUUCAGGUAUGGUGUCUGUUUUGGACUUGAUGCAGGGUGGCUUUCCAUCACGAGCUUCAUUUCAUGAACUCUAUAACAUGUAUAAAAAGUACAUGCCAGACAAACUUGCAAGAUUGGACCCCAGACUAUUUUGUAAGGCACUUUUUAAAGCUUUGGGCUUAAAUGAAAUCGACUACAAGUUUGGGUUAACAAAAGUAUUUUUUAGACCUGGCAAGUUUGCAGAAUUUGAUCAGAUUAUGAAGUCUGACCCAGACCACCUCGCAGAAUUGGUGAAAAGAGUCAAUCACUGGCUCGUUUGCAGCCGCUGGAAGAAAGUUCAGUGGUGCUCACUUUCGGUCAUCAAAUUGAAAAACAAGAUAAAAUAUCGAGCUGAAGCCUGCAUCAAAAUGCAAAAAACUAUUCGAAUGUGGCUUUGUAAAAGGAGACACAAACCUCGCAUUGAUGGCCUGGUUAAGGUGGGCACACUGAAAAAACGACUGGAUAAAUUCAACGAAGUAGUAAGUGCACUGAAAGAUGGAAAACCACAGGUGAAUAAACAGAUCAAGGAUCUUGAAAUUUCUAUUGAUGCUUUGAUGGCCAAAAUUAAGUCCACCAUGAUGACAAGGGAGCAGAUACAGAAAGAAUACGAUGCACUAGUUAAAAGCUCAGAGGAACUCCUCAGUGCAUUACAGAAGAAAAAGCAGCAGGAGGAGGAAGCCGAAAGGCUGAGACGCAUUCAAGAAGAGAUGGAAAGAGAACGAAAAAGACGUGAAGAAGAUGAGCAACGCAGAAGGAAGGAAGAGGAGGAAAGGCGGAUGAAGCUCGAGAUGGAAGCAAAGAGAAAACAAGAAGAAGAAGAGAGAAAGAAAAGGGAAGAUGAUGAAAAACGUAUUCAGGCUGAAGUGGAGGCGCAGCUGGCCAGACAGCGGGAGGAGGAAUCCCAGCAGCAGGCUGUCCUGGAGCAGGAGCGGCGGGACCGGGAGCUGGCCCUGCGCAUUGCCAAGAGCGAGGAGGAGCUCAUCACCGACGAGGCCCAGGCUGACCCAGCACUCCGCAGAGGUCCUGCUGUACAAGCUACCAAAGCAGCUGCUGGCACCAAGAAGCAUGAUCUGAGUAAAUGGAAGUAUGCGGAGCUACGUGAUACCAUCAAUACUUCCUGUGAUAUUGAGCUCCUGGCAGCUUGCAGAGAAGAAUUUCAUAGGAGACUGAAAGUGUAUCAUGCUUGGAAAUCCAAGAACAAGAAGAGAAAUACUGAGACAGAGCAGCGAGCUCCAAAGUCUGUUACUGACUAUGAUUUUGCACCAUUUUUGAACAGUUCACCUCAGCAGAACCCAGCAGCUCAGCUUCCUGCCAGGCAGCAGAUCGAAAUGAACCGACAGCAGCGAUUCUUCCGCAUCCCAUUCAUCCGCCCUGUGGACCAGUACAAAGACCCGCAGAGUAAGAAGAAAGGCUGGUGGUAUGCGCACUUUGAUGGCCCGUGGAUUGCCAGGCAAAUGGAACUCCACCCUGACAAGCCACCCAUCCUUCUUGUGGCUGGUAAGGAUGACAUGGAGAUGUGUGAGCUGAAUCUGGAAGAGACAGGCCUCACUCGAAAGCGUGGUGCUGAGAUUUUGCCAAGACAGUUUGAAGAAAUUUGGGAACGCUGUGGAGGCAUCCAGUAUCUUCAGAGUGCGAUUGAGAGCAGGCAGGCGAGGCCCACAUAUGCCACGGCUAUGCUGCAGAAUCUGUUAAAGUAAAGGCCCGCACCCUGACCAUGUCUGGGUUCCACCACGUGUGCCCAGAGGUGUCACCAGCCUACGAUCAUGUUAGAGUUCCUCACGAAAGUGAACAGAUUUUAUUAAUCCUGAGUUUUUGUUAAUUUGUUUAAGGUUAAUUAUGGUAGUGAAUUUGGAACCUAAAAAUUACU
Molecule: messenger RNA, 3982 nt
Organism: Elephantulus edwardii (Cape elephant shrew)
Lineage: Eukaryota; Metazoa; Chordata; Mammalia; Macroscelidea; Macroscelididae
Gene: MYO6
Product: myosin VI
Exons: 32
Coding region: 27-3812 (1261 amino acids)
Biological process (GO): endocytosis; inner ear morphogenesis; actin filament organization
Cellular component (GO): myosin complex; endocytic vesicle; ruffle
Molecular function (GO): microfilament motor activity; actin filament binding; ATP binding
Source: RefSeq, a predicted model, not a curated record